CACGAGAAUGCGGCUGCGUUCACGUGCACUUCAACUUCUCACGCUCCAUAGUUUACUCUCCAACUUUUUACUUUGAAUAACGCGGUACCGAUAUGUCCCAAAUGCGUCAUUGGGAUUUGGCUUUAUUAUCUAUUUUGCACAAGCCACAAAGCCACUUUAAAAAAAAGAAAAUCGAUGUCUUCCGCGAUAGACGUGUCGCGAUGUCAGAUCUGGUCCUGUACGGGUACCAGGAGGAGGUGGUCCAGAGGGCUUUGCAAGGGGAGAACAUCAUCGUGUGGCUGCCCACGGGAGCGGGGAAGACGCGAGCCGCUGUCUUCGUGGCCCACAAGCACCUGGAGAGGACGCCUGGGGCCAAAGUGGUGGUCCUUGUCAAUACGGUGCACCUGGUGGACCAGCACUACAGCAAAGAGUUCCAUCCCGCCCUGGGGCACCAUUAUGCUGUCACGGCAGUGAGCAGCGACAGCGACAGAAAGGACUUCCUGGGAUUGGUGCUGCGUGACAAGGAUGUACUUGUGUGCACGGCGCAGAUCCUCCUGAACGCCCUCACCAGCAAUGAGGAAGCCAAGCACGUGGAGCUCUCAGACAUCACCCUGCUGGUGGUGGACGAGUGCCAUCACACGCACAAGGAGACGGUGUACAACAAGAUCAUGAGGCUCUACCUGGAGAAGAAGAUGAGGGGCGACAAACGGCUGCCCCAGGUCCUCGGCCUUACAGCGUCGCCGGGAUCGGGAGGAGCCAAAAGUCUGGACAAGGCUGUGCAGUAUGUACUUCAGAUCUGUGCCAACUUGGACUGUGCCAUCGUAUGCACCAAAAACUGCACCGAGGAGCUCAACAUGAAAGUACCCAAACCCGUGAAAAGGUUUGACAUUGUGGAGGAAAGGCAGGAAGAUCCAUUUGGUGACCAUGUACAGUGGAUGAUGCGACAAAUCCACUGCUUCAUGCAGCCUCCCGAGGACUUCAUCCCCCGAGAGUUUGGCACGCAAGAUUACGAGAGCAACAUAGUCGCAUUGCAAAAGAGAGGUGUGGAGGAGUGCAACAGGCGACUGAUACGAUGUGCCAUCCACCUGCGCGAGUACAAUGACGCGCUGCUGAUCAACGACACACUGCUGAUGGAGGACGCGCUGUGUUCUCUGAAGGACUUCUACAGAGAGACCACCAUCAUCGACGACACCGACCGUUUCCUGGUGAAUCUUUUCCAAGAUAACCAAGCCAAACUGACGACGUUGGCGCGCGACCUGCGUUUCACAAACCCCAAGAUGGAGCAGCUGGAGAGCACCCUGCGGAGGCACUUCUCUCCCAGCGUAGAGUCCAGAGGAAUCGUCUUCAGCAAGACCCGCAAGAGCACGUCCUGCCUGCACCAGUGGGUGCUCGCCAACGACAGCCUGCGCUCAGCCGGCAUCAAGUCCGCCAUCAUAACCGGCAGCGCCGGCAUGACACAGCAAGAUCGCGACAAAACCAUCCGGAACUUCCGCCUGGGCUCCGUCAAUCUCCUGAUUGCCACCAGCGUGGCCGAAGAGGGCCUGGACAUCCCCCAGUGCAACCUGGUGGUGCGUUACGGCCUGCUGACCAACGAGAUUGCCCAGCAGCAGGCUAACCGUCGCGCCCGCGCCCAAGACAGCCACUACUCUCUCGUGGCAGAGCGCGGCAGCCGCGAGGAGCGACGCGAGCACCUCAACACUUACCUGGCGGGCCUCACCGCCAAAGCCGUCGACAAGAUCCACCAGAUGAGCCCGAGAGAGUUCAGAGCAAACAUCGACGAGCUCCAGGCGCGGGCGAUGCUUUGCAACCGGAUGGCGGAGAUCCAGAUGAUGGAGAAGAACGGUCGCUACUUGUCCGCCAACGUCCAGCUGCUGUGCGGCAACUGUUUGACGGCAGUGGCGCAAGGCAGCGACAUCCAGCUGUUGGACAACAUGCAUUAUGUCAACGUCAACCCGCAAUUCAGGAGGCACUACAAGAAGGGCUCUCCGGUCCUUCUGAAGAAGACGUUUGAGGACUGGGAGCCCGGCUGCCGCAUCAAGUGCAACAACGGCAACUGCAACAAGUUUCAGUUUGGAUAGCAAGGAAAGAAGCUUCCUGGUCCAUGGUGGACGAUUUAUGAAGAUCCAUGUUGGUGUCAAGCGUUUGUAAGGUAGCUAGCUGCUUGCUUGAUUCAAAGGUACAUAGCCUCACGUUUCCUUUGUGAGUCUUUUUAGGUUAAAUGUACGCGAAGGACGACGGCGGAAGUUCAUGACAGCCAAAAUGAUGGUAAGGCGUAGCUUCAUGACGCCCUCCAUGCGGUGACGUUGGGGUAGCACUACGCACGCAGCAUGUGCAACAUAGCGGCCGGGUCAUAGUCAGGGAAAGUAGGUUUGCUCUGGCGGGAAAUGUCUAUUUUCGUGUCUGAAAAUGAAACGGGGCCUUUGUGACAUUUUCACAGGCCUGGAGCCACGAGUAACCUUCGCUCGUCGGCAGGAACAGUAAAGCACAAUAAAGAUUGUAUGUUAAUACAAUAUUAAUAUAAUACGGUUGUGCACAAUUUUGACGAUGAUGGUUGAUAUAACAAGUAGCCGAGACAGGAAGUGGCGCAGAAAGAUGAAAAGAGGCUCCCUGGCUGAGGUAAUUAUUGGCUCUCAUAUAAUAAAUGUGUUAUCGUUGAUCAUGACAAGUCUCAUUUCCCCACCAAUGACCUUUGCUAAACUCCCGGCAUUAUGAUCAUUAUUAUACCUUUAUCUUAUUUUAUUAUAAUGUCAUCUAAUCAAAAAGUCUUUUCAAAUGCUUUAUGUCACAUACGUAUUCAGACAAAUUUGAAGUGAGCCAACUAAUGUACUGGUCUUUUCUAUUCUGCUUUUGCCUGUAUUCACUUCUCAAGGUCUCACAAUUAUACAAUUUAUUUAAAUGUAUUUGUAUUUUUUAUCUUGGAUUAACUCAACACUUGAAGUCUAAAGUAUGAAGUCACUGCACUAUUACUCACUUUGCUUUUGAUACAUCAGGUUAGUCAGCUGUGACUAACUGGCAUAUUUGUGUUUUCGUAAAAUAUCGGAAAAUUAUUCUGUUGCUCGCUGCAAAUGGAAGAUCAG
Molecule: messenger RNA, 3056 nt
Organism: Hippocampus comes (tiger tail seahorse)
Lineage: Eukaryota; Metazoa; Chordata; Actinopteri; Syngnathiformes; Syngnathidae
Gene: dhx58
Product: DEXH (Asp-Glu-X-His) box polypeptide 58
Exons: 12
Coding region: 93-2057 (654 amino acids)
Biological process (GO): negative regulation of RIG-I signaling pathway; antiviral innate immune response; cytoplasmic pattern recognition receptor signaling pathway
Cellular component (GO): cytoplasm
Molecular function (GO): double-stranded RNA binding; zinc ion binding; single-stranded RNA binding
Source: RefSeq, a predicted model, not a curated record